GCCCAAUUGUGUCCGCGGAAGAAGCUAAAGCACGCCGCGGAGCUUAGGCCUUGACCACUAUUCCCGCUGAUAAGAGAGAACUUGAGCGGUUUCGCUUUUUGUUUGUUUUGUCUCUUGCAGGCAGCACAGCGAUACGGAAGCCACAAUUAAAACGUCCAGAAAUCUUCCCCCGAACAUUUGAAUUCCGAAACAAGUGCCGCCCGAACCAGAAUCCCCCCAACCGCAUGAUAGUGUUGUUGUUUUGCAUCUGUUCCCAGGCCCUUGCCGGAUUUUUAGAUUUGCGGGUUUGCGCCGCCCAGUCACUUAAAAGCCAGACGAAUUAAACGCGCCAGAUUAAAAAAACAAAAACAGAAGCCGAGACCAGUUCCACAUCGUGCCAUUUUUAUCUGGGCAUACGUACGUGAUUACGUGAUUAGCGUGGCGGGGGCUGCGGUUUAUCAAUAGCAAGAGCAACAAUGGUUUCCUAUUUCGUACCUCGUGGCCGCUUCCUGCUGAAGGCCGGCAAUCUCAGACAGGUGGUGCAGCAACAGCACCAGCCGGCCCAGUUACAGUUACAGCCGAUCAAAGGACCCCAGCCGCAGCCUCAGAACGGCAGCCUCCCGGUGGUGCGUCACUUCCGGCAAUUCUCCUCGAAUCCCGCCUCCAAGGAGGCACCACUCCACCACCGGCGUCCGCACCAAAAACAGCAGCCCAAUCCCAGCCAGGAGUUGGCCCAGCUCCGGCGCAAUAUCCUAUCACGCUGGACGGGCUUCCUGCUGCGCUGGGCGCCCAUGGGCAUAUGCGUCUUUGGCGCCAUCGAAUGGCAGCUGCAGAAGCAGCGCUGCGAGCGGGAUGGUCAGCCCAGGACAGCCUCUGAGUUGCAGUCGCGCAUUUACUGCUCUUUGCCGCUGCGUAUCCUCAGCCGCUGCUGGGGCUGGCUGGCCGCUUGCUACUUACCACCCAGUCUGCGACCCUAUGUCUACGGCUGGUAUUCCAACACGUUCAACGUCAAUCUGAGCGAGGCCCAGUAUCCGGAGUACGAGCACUACAACAGCCUGGCCGAGUUCUUCACCAGGCCACUGAGAGAAGGUGUGCGCACCAUCAAUCAGGAAGCUCCACUGGUCUCCCCCGCCGACGGCAAGGUUCUGCACUUUGGCAGCGCCUCGGACUCGCUGAUCGAGCAGGUCAAGGGAGUAAACUACAGCAUCGAAGACUUCCUUGGCCCGCUGCAGACUCUGGAGCAGGCCAAUUCCGGCGCCUCCUACGCGCAGGCACUAAAGAAGCAAAACGAUGGCUCCACGGAGCUGUACCAGUGCGUGAUAUACCUUGCCCCCGGAGAUUACCACAGAUUCCACUCACCCGCCGCCUGGACGCCCACUAUCCGUCGUCAUUUCUCCGGCGAACUGCUGUCUGUAAGCCCAAAAGUAGCUGGCUGGCUGCCUGGUCUAUUCUGCCUUAACGAACGUGUCCUGUACAUGGGCCAGUGGAAGCAUGGUUUCUUCUCCUACACCGCCGUAGGUGCCACGAACGUGGGAUCCGUCGAAAUCUACAUGGAUGCCGAGCUGAAGACGAACCGUUGGACUGGCUUCAAUGUCGGCAAGCAUCCGCCCAGCACCUACGAGUAUGAUGAACUGGCCCUGGACAAAGAACCCACUGGACCGCCCAAAGAGUUUGGUAAGGGUGACCUGGUGGGUCAGUUCAACAUGGGCAGCACCAUUGUCCUGCUCUUCGAGGCGCCCAAAAACUUCAAGUUCGACAUUGUCGCCGGCCAGAAGAUCCGAGUGGGCGAGUCGCUCGGCCACAUUGCGGGCACCAAAUGAAAGGAAUAUCCCGAAUCCUGUACCGAAUCAGUGCAAAGUCCUGUCACCCGUCUGUUCACAUCACUCGUUGUAUUAGCAUUAGACGCUCGUGUCCUAGGCAAAUGUAUUUUGUGAACAUCCUGCGAAGCUAACACUGUGUAUUGUUGCCAUUUCUGUAGUCUUAAGCUAUAUUUUAUACAAUAAAACGUCGAAAUAUCUUUGAGAA
Messenger RNA from Drosophila rhopaloa, 2004 nucleotides. RefSeq names its product phosphatidylserine decarboxylase proenzyme, mitochondrial (gene Pisd). Gene Ontology annotation, biological process: phosphatidylethanolamine biosynthetic process. The coding region runs from base 456 to 1799 and encodes 447 amino acids. NCBI's taxonomy places the organism in Eukaryota, Metazoa, Arthropoda, Insecta, Diptera, Drosophilidae. The record is from RefSeq and is a predicted model, not a curated record. The transcript has 2 exons. Gene Ontology annotation, cellular component: mitochondrion. Gene Ontology annotation, molecular function: phosphatidylserine decarboxylase activity.